Molecule: messenger RNA, 597 nt
Organism: Cylicocyclus nassatus
Lineage: Eukaryota; Metazoa; Nematoda; Chromadorea; Rhabditida; Strongylidae
Source: the annotation of a GenBank genome assembly
AUGAUAAUAUUCAAGAAAAAGAGGGUUCCAAAGGAUAACUUCCCUCCUGAAGUGAUUGUGCGUGCCAACGAAAGAGGCUGGAUGAAUCACGAACUGAUGAAGACAUGGCUCCUCGAGGUGUGGAACAAAAGGAAACGCUAUGUCAACGAUCCCUUCCAGUCAUUGCUGAUAUUGGAUUCUGCAAGGUGCCAUCUCACAGAAGACGUCCGAGAGCUUUUCAAGGAGCACUCAAAGAUCGCGGUCAUUCCAGGCGGAAUGACCAAAUAUCUACAGCCUCUCGACGUCGGCAUCAGCAAGCCCUUCAAAGACAAUCUGAGGGCGGGAUGGGAGCGAUGGAUGGCCGAUUCAGCACGAGACACAACAGGCGGCGCCAGGAAAAGGAUGACCUACGGCGAAGUAGCAGCACUAGUCUACGAGAGUUUCAAUGCGAUUACUGAAGAGACCAUUGCGAACAGUUUUACCAGGGCUCUCGAUGACGAAUCAUUGAUCAAUGCCAUGAAAGAGGAUUUCGACGCUUUGGUUGUUGCUGAUGAUAACGCUGAUGAUGAUCGUUCUUUUGAUUUUGAUGAUGAUGAACAUGGAAUGCUACCUGUAUAA